Molecule: messenger RNA, 2410 nt
Organism: Osmerus eperlanus (European smelt)
Lineage: Eukaryota; Metazoa; Chordata; Actinopteri; Osmeriformes; Osmeridae
Gene: wdr41
Product: WD repeat domain 41
Exons: 14
Coding region: 198-1547 (449 amino acids)
Biological process (GO): regulation of autophagy
Cellular component (GO): lysosomal membrane
Molecular function (GO): protein binding
Source: RefSeq, a predicted model, not a curated record
UAGAUUACAGUCACAUGCAUUAGUUGUUUUGAUUCCUGCUUUUAGGAUUUUACGUCUCACAGCCCUGGGAUCAACAACAUUUCAAACCAGAUGUCAUGCAAUAGUCACCACGUUGCCUACUAGCCAACUUCUAACCAAGGCAAAAAAAAGAUUUCACACCAAUGAAAGGUGAACCAGGCUCCACGUCCUAGAUAGACAUGUUGCGGUGGAUACUCGGCGGGCGCGAUGCACAGGGAGCUGUCGAGAAAAGCCCCGCGCUGUUCAUUGGGGAGGAACAGCCCAAAAACCGGUUCACUGAGCUCCAGGUGCUGAAAGGACAUUUUGACAUUGUUCGAUUUCUGGUGCAGAUUGAUGACUUCAGGUGUGCCUCCGCAGGGGAUGAUGGCAUGGUACUGGUGUGGAAUAUUGAGACAGGAGAGCGUCUGCUGGAGUUGAGAAGUCACUCCCAGCAGAUCACAGCGAUGACGGCCUACACCUGUGCCCGUGGAGACACGACACACACCUGUCUCAUCACCGCCUCGUCUGACCGCACCCUCAGUCUGUGGGACCCAGACACAGGCCACAGGGUCCAGACCAUCUCAGACCUGCAGUCUUCUGUCAAGUGUCUGCUGGUACUGGAGCGUCUGUGUGUGUGGGUCUCCGGGGCCAACGAGCUGUGCGUGUGGAACAGAGAUUUCCACCUGCAGUGCCAGAGCCAGCACCACAACGAUGCAGGAAUCACUGCCAUGAUCGACCUACCGAAGAACUGUAUAGCAGCCGCCAUGGAUAAAGAGAUUGUCAUCUUCAGACUGAUGGUGUCUACUGAGUCCACUCUGUCCAUAACAGAGUUCCGCCGUCUGACCGACCACCAGGACAGCAUCCACGCUCUUAUCAACGUAAACGAUGGCUUGUUCGCCAGUGGCUCCCAUGUGGGUGAGCUCAUUGUGUGGGACGCGGUUGAUUGGACGAUCACAGCUUACGAGCACAUCUUGUGGGAGGAGUCAGUGGUUGAAUCCCAGACUGAGAUCCGAUUGGCCGCACCGAAACCCAGUGAGAUGUCCAUCCAGCACCUGACCUCAAAUGGAAAGCUGAUCCUGGCAGCAGUAGGCAGUGGGUUGUAUGUGUAUAACGUCCUGACCAAGAGUGUGCUGGCCUACAGGAAGACGGCCCACGACUCCAAUGUACUCCACACCUCCCUGCUGCCUGACGGGGGGCUGAUGUCAUGCUCCGAGGACGGCAGUGUGAGGAUGUGGGAGAUGCAGGACCUGCCGUUGCCUGCAGAACCUGCCUCCGCAGGGUUCUUUGGGAUGUGGUCGUUCGGGAGGUCUGGUAAGCAAGCGGGCCCUCCUGUGAAGAAGGUGGAGUUUCCCAGCAUCCAAACCCUCGAGCUGACCGGCGAUCUGAUUGGACACUCCGGAGCUGUCCAGAUGUUUGUGAGCUUCGGAGAGAAGGGACUGGUGACGUGCUCCACAGACACGCUGCUGAUCGCGUGGAGGAACGGAGAGAGGCAGUCCCGCCUGCGCAGCCUGGCCCUGUUUCAGAAGCUGGAUGAGAACGGAGGGCUCUGACAGCACCCCUCCAGACCCCCAAACGGCCCAGUCCAAACCCCUGUCUAAUCUACAGGCACCUGUCCAAUCUACAGACACCUGUAUAAUCCACAGACACCUGUCUAAUCCAGACACCUGUCUAAUCACAGACACCUGUCUAAUCCACAGACACCUGUCUAAUCCAGACACCUGUCUAAUCACAGACACCUGUCUAAUCCACAGGCACCUGUCUAAUCCACAGGCACCUGUCUAAUCUACAGACACCUGUCUAAUCUACAGACACCUGUCUAAUCCACAGACGCCAGUCCAGUCUAGAGUCCCCAGAGUCUGAAGAGAGAUUAGCAUCUGAUAGUCACACUAAUCCACCACUUCCUUAUUUAUUAUCCCGACCUGUCACCAUGAGUUUUAUAACGUUUUAUGGUUUUACAGUAAACGGAAUGCCUCUAAGCGCCAAGUGUUCUUACGGUUUGAUGUAUAAGUAUUUCAAUGUUAUGGUGUGCGGAAAGUGUCGAGUGUAUGAUGUAUGAUGUGAUUUUAUGCUUUUGUCAAAGGUUAAUUGUUGUUGUGCCAAAAGGUGUUAUGCAUGUGUGUCUGGUCAGUUUUCAUUGUGAAUUUACAUAUAGGCCUGUGUGGAUUUUAAGUGAGCUUAUUUAGUUGACAGAUUCUAUUUUCCAUUUUGUACUCUUUAUUUUAAAACCCGGUGUUUUUACGGCACUGCCACAACAGUUUGACAGAUACUAACUGUGGUUUACGACUUUGAAGGUUCGAAACAAAAGGUAAUUUGUGAUUUUAAACUUGUAUAGGAUUUUGGGAUUGAUGGAGAAACGUACGGGAAUCUGAAAUUGCAAAUUACUGGACGAAUAAAAACUUGCAUUCAAAAUCUA